This is a messenger RNA of Megalobrama amblycephala (Wuchang bream), 1735 nucleotides long. Its product is annotated as GTPase IMAP family member 7-like. Lineage: Eukaryota; Metazoa; Chordata; Actinopteri; Cypriniformes; Xenocyprididae. The transcript has 4 exons. The record is from RefSeq and is a predicted model, not a curated record. Bases 224 to 1234 code for a protein of 336 amino acids. Gene Ontology annotation, molecular function: GTP binding.
CUUUGUAGUCAAAACUAUCACAAACUCAUAAUAAAUUCUGCUAUUUCACAAUACUGCACCAACCUACAUGACUGAAUGUUUGGAGGUAUCAGGUGACAGAAAAACAAGACUGUGCAGGUGAUGAUUGAGGCUCCUCCCCUUCACAGAUACCAGGUAUAAAGAACAGUUCAGAAAGAAUGAAAGUUGAAACUCAAACAAAGAAAUUCAGACCAGCAAAUCUGCAAUGAAAGCAAAACACAUGCAGUCUGAAGAACAACUUAAUGCAUCCAAGACCUGGUUUUUCUAUCUCUGCGAUGCUGUUGCACAUGGUUUACGGUUGAGGACACCUAAGACCAACACUUCAUUCAAUGGUGAUCUGGAAGAAAGAGAGACUGAACCAAAAGGUGAGCUCCGGAUUGUCCUGCUUGGAAAGACAGGGAUUGGGAAAAGUGCAACAGGAAACACCAUCCUGGGAGAAAAAGUCUUUGAAUCAAUUGGUUUAGCUUCAUCUGUCACUAAAGAAUGUAAAAAAGAAUUUAGGAUUAUUAAUGGAAGGAAAAUUUCAAUUAUUGACACACCUGGUCUUUUUGACACAGGUAUGGACAAAGAAGAGGUAGAGCAACUGAUUAAGUUGUGUAUAUCUUAUUCUGCCCCAGGUCCACAUGCCUUUCUAAUUGUUGUUAAACCAGAAAGAUUCACAGAAGAAAAUGCAAAAACAAUACAAUUAAUUGAGAGAAUAUUUGGUGAAGAGGCAAGAGAUUAUACUAUGGCACUGUUCACUCAUGGAGAUCAACUAGAGCAGGACAUUAAGACAUUUAUCUGCAGUAAUUCCGCAUUACGAGCAUUUGUCAGGAACUGUGUGGGACGCUAUUUUGUGAUUGACAAUAAGAAGCAGGAUUCAGCACAGGUUAUGCAGCUGCUGGACAAGAUUGAUGAAAUGGUUAGUGAUAACUGUGGUGAAUACUACACCAAUGACAUGCUUCAGGAGGCAGAGAGAGCAAUUGAGGAGGAGAAACAAAGAAUCCUGAAAGAGAAUGAAGAGGAACGAAAGAGAGAAGAGGCGGCUCUAGAGGAGGAUAUACGUCUAAAUACUAAAAACAAAGAACUAGAAAAGCAACUAGAGAAAAUGAAAAAGGAGUUAGCAGAGAUCCAUGAGAGACAGGCAAGGAUUCAAGCUGAGAAUGACAAUUUGUUCAUCCGUUAUCAUCCACUUAAAUUUCUUGUGGAUUUUUUCACAUUUUGGUUUUUAAAAUAAACAUUUAGUUUUGUUUUAUUAUCCCUCACUAACAUAUAUCUCAGAACUUAAGAAGGCAACAAUUUUGUUUAGUUGACACCUCUGUCACAGCAAUUAUCCACUUCCACUGACAUUUCAAAUCAGUUUCAGUGUAAAAAUGACAGUGAGUUUUACAUUCAGUCCUUUUUUAAUUCAUGACAUUUUCAUAAAUAACAACUCACUGAUAAUUAUGCUGUUCCCCAGAACUAAUAUGGGUAAUCAUAAGUUCUUUGCUUUUGAAAGACUUUUAGAAAGAAACAAAUCACAGUAAAGUGACACAUGGACCUACAAAUUGUAAAACUGCAUUUCCUCUAACCUGCAAUAAUACAAUAAAACUCACUAAUCUGGAGAGAAGAUCUCCAAGAAAGAGCAUGAACACCCCUUCCCCAAACUUAUCUAUGAGCCCCCUCUCUCUACUCCUGUCCAUUCACUUAUACUGAAAAUUCCAACACGAUCACAUGAGAAUGCGUAUCAAUAGUACGA